Mangifera indica (mango) is the source of this 5953-nucleotide messenger RNA. RefSeq lists its product as uncharacterized. Gene Ontology annotation, molecular function: ADP binding. The coding region runs from base 503 to 5710 and encodes 1735 amino acids. The transcript is spliced from 10 exons. Lineage: Eukaryota; Viridiplantae; Streptophyta; Magnoliopsida; Sapindales; Anacardiaceae. The record is from RefSeq and is a predicted model, not a curated record.
CUCUGUCACGUGGCUGCUUCCUGGAAGAUACCUUUAUCUUUCUCAAAUUAAUUAUCUACCUACUCAAAUUAAUAAGGUGAGUGCUAAUUUCCAGCAUCAAAUCAAUUGAAUUUGGUGGAACUUUCAUUUUUCUUUAUCAUCUUCACAUUUCUUCUCUUUCGAUCAUUUCUGAAUACUUUCACUCACGAACCUCUUGGAAGCCACAUCCUUUGAUUUCGUCGAUUUGCGCCUUACUUGCCCUGUUACUAUCUCUCUUUUACUUUCUUUAUUUCAGCUUUCUUUAUGCCCAAUUUCUGGUUUUUUUUUUUUGAAAAAAAGAAUUUCUGUUUCAAUAUUAUUUCUGAUUUCUUCCCAAAAAAAAAAAACCUUCUUUCAUUCGGCUAUUUCUCAAUUACCAGAAAAAAAUCCGUUUCUCUAAUUUAUUUUUAAUUUCGGCAGUUGUAUUUUAAUUAUUUUCAUUUUCUUUACUUCUGUUUUUCAAACCUGAAAAAAGUUUUAAAAAAUGGUUGAUGUUGCCGGGAGUAUUGGGGGUGUGGUGAGUCCUGUUCUCGAAGUUUGCAACUGGUUGGCUGCUCCGACUUUGCGUCAAUUUAAGUACUUGUUCAACUGCACUACCAAUUUCAAAAAUCUCGAAGAGGAAGUUAAGAAGCUGGAGUAUGCAAGAGAUGAAGUUCAGCGUAAGGUUACUGCUGCUGAAAGAAAUGUUGAAGAGGUUAAACAGAAUGUUAAGGACUGGCAGAAAGAUGUGGAGAAGACCAUUACUGAAGCAGAGCAGUUGAUUCAAGCGAAAGCAAACAAACCUCGAUGUUUCGAGGGAUUGUGCCCGAACUUCAUCAUUCACUACAAACAAAGCAGGAAAGCUUUUGAAUUGAAGCGGAAUGAUAUUGAUCCACUCCUCCAGCAAGAAAAGGAAUUGAGUCCAGUUUCCUAUCAGACUAAUCCACCAGAGAUCUGGCUUAGAUCAAAUGAAAAUUAUUUGGCUUUUGAAUCAAGAAACUCCACUGUAAAGAAUGUAUGGGAUGCUUUAAAUGAUGAGAAUGUGUACAUGAUUGGUAUUUAUGGGAUGGGUGGUCUUGGGAAGACCACGCUUGUGGAGGAAAUUGGUAGGAAAGCUGAGAAGGAUAAGCUCUUUGAGGACAUUGUUUUUGUUGAGGUUUCAGAAUCUCCUGAUGUACAGAAGAUUCAGACAACAAUUGCAAACAAAUUGGGUCUAAAAUUUGAAAACGAAAGUGAAAUGGCAGAUAAGAUAUAUUCAAGAAUGAAGGACAAUAAUAUCCUUUUAAUUCUAGAUAAUAUUUGGAAACCUCUAGAACUUGAUAAGACGGUAGGAAUUCCUUGCAGAGCUGACCGUGGAAGAAAUAAACUUUUGUUCACAACAAGAAACUUAGAUGUGUUGGAGAGAAUGGGUUCUACAAAUAAUUUCGGGAUGGGCAUUUUAAAUGAAGAAGAAGCUUGGACUCUAUUCACCAAAAUGACAGGUAAUAUUAUUCAAACACACGAAUUACUUUCUUUACCCAAUGAUGUAUGCAAGGAAUGCGGGGGAUUACCUAUUAUCAUUUGUUCAAUAGCAAAAGCAUUAAAAAACAAAAGUCAACCAUUUGAUUGGGAAGUUGCAUUGCAAGAACUAAAAGCACCUUCACCAACAGAGUUCUCAAGAUUCCUAGAAGAGCAAUACAUGAAGAUUGCCUUAAGUUACAAGUAUUUAAGUGAUGAACUUAAGAAAACUUUUUUAAUUUCUAGUCUAAUGAAAAAUAAUGCUUCCAUUUCAGAUUUGUUCAAACAUGUUGUGUGUUUGGAUAUACUAAAAGGAGCUAAUUUGACAAUAAAAGACGCACGAAAUAGACUAGAUAAAUUGAUUCGUGAGCUCAAAGAUGCUUGUUUGUUACUCAAUGGGUACAAAAGUGGACAAUUUGCUAUGCAUGAUGUUAUUCGUGUUGUUGCCUUAACAAUUGCAUAUGUGGAUCACCAUGUGUUUACAACAAGAAAUGAUGUUGAACGAGAUUGGAAGGACAAAGACAAACUCAAGAAAUGCACAAAAAUCUCCCUACCUAGUAAUAGUAAUAUUAUUAGUCAACUUUGGCCUAACUAUUUGGACUGUCCAAAUCUUGAAUAUUUCUAUAUGACCAAUAUGUGGAACUCUUCUUUCGAAAUCCCUGAGGACUUCUUUGCAGUGAUGCCAAAACUUAAAGUGUUGAAUUUGGUUAGACUACAACAAUCAUUAUUGCCAUCAUCAAUUGGUCUUUUGACAAACCUUCAAACAUUGUGUUUAGAUAAUAGCAAAAUUAAAGAUGUUGUUAUUGGAAAGCUUAAGAAUCUAAAGGUCCUUAGCUUGCGAGGUUCUUAUAUUAAGGAGUUUCCUACGGAAUUAACUCAACUAAGGUUGUUAGAUUUGAGCUACUGUAGACAACUGGAAGUUAUAGCUCCAAAUGUAAUAUCAAAAUUAUCCCAAUUGGAGGAACUAUAUUUAAAGGGAUGUUCUAUCCAGUGGAAGAUUGAAGUACUUAAGGAAUUGAAGCUUUUGUCUAAACUCACCAGUUUAGAAUUGGAUAUUGAAGAUGGCAAGGUUUUGCCUAAAUACUUCUUUUCUAGAGAGCUCAUAAGGUAUGAUAUAUCAGUGGGAAAUUGGUUGUUCCAAUUUCCAAAAAUUGGUGAACAUGAGCAUUUGAGGAUAUUGGAAUUGAUAAUCAAUCCUACCAUCUACUUGGAAGAAUUAUGUGGAAUCAAGAAUGCGGAACUAUUAUGCUUAGCUGAAUAUUUAGAUGAUAAGGACAAGGACGAUCUUGAGCAUUCAAAAUUCAAUUUGCAGUCCAAUGAAAUCACACCUCUUUUUAACAAAAAGGUUAUCUUUCCUGAUUUGAUGACCCUGGUUUUGAAGAAUAUUAUUUCUAGAAAGAUUUGGGAUAGCCAACUUCCAUCUUCCUCCUUUCAAAAUUUGAAACAAUUGAUAUUGUGGAAAUGUACAAAGAUAAAAUUCGUGUUUCCUUAUACCAUAACCAAAAACCUCCAACAACUCCAAUACCUAGAGAUAAAAGAUUGUAUUGAUUUAGAGGAAAUUGUUGCUACAGAAGAAAUAACAGAAGCAGUUGCCAGUUUUGUCUUUCCUCAAGCAACCUUUUUGAAGCUUGAAAAUCUACCAGAACUUGCAACUUUUUAUCCUGGAAUACAUACUUUGGAAUGGCCAAAGUUGAAAAAAUUGCUGGUGAAAGAUUGUGACAGAUUGAAGAUGUUCAAUUCAGAGCCAAAAUCUUUGUGCUUGGACCAUAAGAUCAACCAUGAUUUGGAGGUAUUGAAAUUAAAGACCAAGAGCACAAUGAUUAGUUGGAGUCGUCAAUCUAAAGCUACUGAAAUCUCAUUUGAUAAGUCAACAAAUAUUCCACUUCAACUCCUUCAAUUUGGAAGUGUGGAAAAGCUCCAACUACAUGACUGUGAAUACAAAGAUAUUAAGAGUGUAUCUGAUCUUCCAAAUCUUAAUGUUCUACAUGUAUGGAAGUGUAGCAAAAUGGUGAGUCUAGUCCCAUCAUCGACUUCUUUGCAGAAUCUCAAAGUUCUCGAGGUUAUCUUCCCUGAUUUAAAAGUCUUGAAAUUGAAGAAUAUUAGUCCAGAAAAUAUUUGGGACAACCAAUUUUUAACUUCUUCUUAUCAAAAUUUGACACACUUAUCCUUAUAUAGAUGUUAUAAAAUAAAAUAUGAUCCUUUGUCAAUAGCCAAAAGCCUCCAACAACUCCAAUACCUUGAGUUGAUGAGUUGUAAGGAUUUAGAGAGAAUUGUUACACCAGAAGAAGGAACAGAAGCAGCUAUCAAUCUUUCCUUUCCUCAAGUAAUCAAAGUGAAGCUUCAGUAUCUACCAAAGUUUACAAAUUUCUAUCCUGAAAUACAUACUUCAACAUGGCCAAAAUUGAAAGAGUUGGUGGUCGAAGGAUGUCGUAAAUUUAAGAUGUUCACUUUAGAGCCAAAUUUCUUGUGCUUUGACCAAAAGAUCAACCAUGAUUUGGAGAUAUUUCAAUUAAAGGAUGGUGAUGAAGAGAUUGGUUGGCGGAGUCAAUCUAAAUGUCUUAAAAUCUCCUAUUAUAAGUUAGCGCCUAUUCCACUUUGGCUCCUUCAAAGAUUUCAAAAUCUUACAUGUCUUUUUGUUAAUGGUUGUCGUGAGUUGGUUAACUUAACAACACCUUCAAUGGCUAUAAGUUUGGUGCAGUUGAGAGAAUUGAAGAUAUCAAAUUGUGAAAUGUUGAUGGAAAUAUUAGAAAUUGGGGAAGAUGAAACAACUGAAAUUGUUUUUGAGAAUUUGAACAAGCUGUCAUUUGAUAGUAUAAAAAGUCUCAUAUGUUUUUGCUCUGGGAAUCACACUUUCAGUUUCCCAUCAUUGGAAGAGUUAAAUGUAAAAAGAUGUCCCAAUAUGAAAACCUUCUGUAGAGGAAUCUUGAGCACUCCAAAGUUACAUAAAAUCAAUUAUUGGGGCAUGGAAGUAGAGAAUGAAGGGAAUGAUCUUAAUAAAACCAUACAAGGAUUAUAUAAAAAGAAAAACGAGGACAUCUCUCUUGAUUUGAAUUUCAAGUGCAAGGUAUUCCAUCGUGAUAAUUCUACAGAGAUUAGCUACAACCACCAUCCGACUUCCUUCUAUCAAAAUUUGACACACUUGUUCUUGUGGGAAUGUGGAAACAUAAAAUAUGUGUUUCCAUCUUCCAUUGCCAAAAGCCUCCACCUACUACAACAACUAAAGAUUCAAAAUUGCAAGGUUUUAGAGGAGAUUGUUGCAAAAGAAGAAGGAGCAAAUGCAGUUGUCAAUUUUGUCUUUCCAAAUAUAACCUUAUUGAAGCUUGAAGAUCUACCAGAACUUACAGCCUUCUACCCUGGAAUAUAUACUUUAGAAAUGCCAAAGUUGAAAGAGUUGGAGGUGAGGUGUUGCACCAACUACUUGAGCUUUAAAGAAAACAAUGCGGAGACUGAGCAUGCUAUUUUAGAUCUAAAAUCUAUCUUCCUGAACAAUGUGAUUAACUUCAAUUUGGAGGUAUUUAAAUUAUAUGAUGGUGAGACAAAUAUCAGCUGGCGGAGUCAAUCUAAAACUCUUACAAUCAAUAAUGAUAACUCUACAUAUAUUCCACUUCGACUCCUUCAAAGAUUUGAAAAUGUGAGAGAGCUCCGACUAUUUUCAAAUCAAUACAAAGACAUUAAGAGCCCAUAUGAUCUUCUAAAUCUUGAAGUUCUGGAUGUAUAUUUCCAUAACAGAUUGAUGAGUCUAGUGCCAUUCUCAGCUUUUUUUCAGAAUCUUAAAGUUCUGAAGGUAAAUUCAUGCCACGGAUUAAUGAAGUUAAUUACACCUUCAAUGGUUGGAAGUUUGGUGCAGUUGAGAGAACUAAGCAUAUCAUUAUGUAAAAUGUUGAUUGAAAUCAUAGAAAAUGAAGGAGAUGCAACAAGUACUGAAAUUGUUUUUCACAAUUUAAACAAGUUGUCACUUGGAUGGUUAAAAAGUCUCACAUGUUUUUGCUCUGGGAAUUACUCUUUUAGUUUUCCAUCUCUAGAAGAGUUAAAGAUUGAUAAUUGCCUCAAUUUAAAGAUUUUUUGUCAAGGAAGCUUACGCAUACCAAAGUUAGACAGAGUCAUUUACAAGUUUAAAUAUGAGAAUGUGACAGAGGUAGAGCUCAGGGAUAAUGACUUGAAUACAACUAUACAACAAGAACACAAAAAACAGGUGUUCAAGGAGCUAGUGGAAUGAAGGAUUUGGAUAUAAACCAAGUAUUGUCAGGAGGAGGAGAAGAGGACUGGAACCUGAUGACAGGCAUGUAAGAUGAAGAAGAAAGCAGCAAUGGAUGUCCUCCGAGGAAGAAGCUCCGUCUCUCCAAAGAAUAAUCUCGUCUUCUCAAAGAAAGUUUCAGGCAAAACCAUACCCCGUUAUAACUUCACCCUUCUCUCUUUUUUCUUUCUUUCUUUAACUCAAACUCAAUUUUGUCUUUGUUUU